GGACGAAGUUGUUUCUCAGUGGUUGUUUUUUGGGAAUUUGUCGACGACCACUUCACAGCAGUGCGUCCGUAGCGGUGGAGGACGUUUAACUGCGAAGAAAACGGCAAAAAGUCUAAGAAGAGAUGCAGACGAGGAGCAUCGGUGAGCCACAGGCAGCAUACCGCAGACACCUAGCGAUCUGUCGCUGCGAGCAUAUUUUGCUCGACUGGUACGCGUUAACAGUUGGUUUCUCUCUGGAAAUCGACAGAAAAGGUCCUGGAAAAAGAGUCUCUCGAAAGACGUUUCUUGCUCGGACCGUCUCUAGAGUAAUAUGCGGUUGUGGCUUCCCGUUCAGGCCACAUUUGACACGGGAAAUCCGGGUUGUUGACGGUUGAGUCUCCGAGUCGCGACAGAUAGUCACACUCGGGAAGCUGAGGUUUCUCGACAGUUUUCUUUGUGUCGUCCAGGGAUGAAAGCCUUCAAUUUUUCCAAUUUCUCGUCUUCUGUCCGUUUUCUGCGAAAUGUCGUGGCUGGGACGGCUGUCGCCUGCGAGCGCGAUUGAGGAAGCACAAGGCCACAAAACUCUAGAUUUCCCAAAAGAAAUCCCGGAAUUUUCGAAGCGAAAGUCUGUCGCAGUCUUCUCGUCUGUUGUCUGUGGGCUUCGAGUUUUUUUCGCCGCGAAGUACCUUAGUUUUCUAACGUGCACAGCGAGGACUCUUUGAGGACACCUCGGCUGUAGCGCGCCGUCGGUCACCUCACUUUUCUGACUUACAUUUCAGGAAGCUCAUGCAGUCGUUUUUCGACAGGUGAACUUCUGUUCUGCUGCUUCGUUUGCUCGGCCUUGGAACACUGAACUUCCCCCUCGAAGGGGGGACCUCUUCCAGUGACUCUUAGUCCCCCGCCUUGAGUCCUCUCAGGGCUCGUACAAAAAGUAACACCAGCGAUUCUCUGUCGCCCGUCACCUGGUUCUAUGCGAUCCGGUUCCACUCUUUCUUCCUCUUAUAACCUGCAUUUCUUUCUGUGAUUUCCUCCCCGCGGCUCCUUCGCAAACCCACGUUUCAGCCUCAGUGAGUCUGGCAACUCGAGUGAGAUUCUCCCCCCCUCGAAGGAAACUUUCCCCGUCCCUCUAUGGCGUCCUGACUUCAACACAAGCGUUGUGUCCGCGGUACGGGUGAACAGGUUUCUCUCGAAAGAGACGGCGAAAAAACCAUGGGACCUAAACCCGAAGUUUAACUCGAAGUGGACCCAGAGGAAGCAAACGUUUUGCGUCUGUUUCUCCGCAUAGGGGAACUCGACUGAGGACUCGCGCCGCUCUCGAUGCGAUCCAGCACUUCGUGCGAACCCUAUAUGCUCCUCGACUUCCUGUGAGCGUCCCUCGGGAUUCUUCGAGGUGCAGCGCCUGCGCAAAACAGAAGCAGCCCGGAAGAAGUCCGCCUCCGCAGAUGCGCUCUCGCCAGGAGCGCGCGCCCAGACAGACGGCAGAACAAUGGAGACUCUGAAAUCUCUCGUUGCUUUUCUUGUCCUCCCGCUGUGUCCCGGACGGCAGCAGGCCGUCGAGGGCGUCGGAAGAUCCUCGCUGUCUCGUUGUGGCUUUACUGGCGAAAGUUCCAGCUUCUCCUCGAACUCGGGAGUGGACUCUUCGUCCUCUCCAUCUGGCCUGCGUGCACCGCGACCUCGCGCUAACGCAGGCGUCGGCCUUGUGGUGGGGGGUCUCGAGCCUUCUGUCGAGGUGGAUGCGGUGACAGACGACAGAGGGUGUCGCUGUCGUGUGAAUCCUGUGGGGACCAGAGCGCUGUCGAGUAUGACGUCUCGGCUGCUGUCGCUGGACGGAGUUGAGGGCUCGGUUUCGCGCCAUUCGUCUUCAUCCAGUUCUUCGUUCUGCGCGUGUCUGCUCUGUGCUCCUCCGGGCGGUUCUGGGGAAAGCUGUGUUUCCCCGCAGGAGAAGUGGAGGCGAGGUUCUUCUGCAGAAGGCGCCGCGUCAGCGUCGUCCGAAGCGUCAGGGCGGUCUGUCGAGGCCUCUCGAAACUACUUCCGCUCGUCGGGCGUUAAAUUGGUGCCGAAGGGCGCAAAGCCGUCGGGGAAAGUUCGAGAAAACAGAGGGAGACGCGAACCUGCCCCGGUGUACGCCGAGAGUGCAGACGCGCCUGGGCAGGAUGUGCACCGCAAGAGUCUCGGCCGGUCGUGCUCCACGGCGUUGACGUCUUCUGCGUCGUCUUCCUGGGUGCCUCUGGGCUCUGCAGAACGGCAGUUUCACUCAAACAACAGAACGAAGGCUGGGAGUUUCCGCGAUGCGCGCCCUCAGUGGAAAGGUGUGAACGAGUCUCCUUUGUUCUACGCCGCAACACUCGAGGCCGCUGCCUUGGACUGCUCUCUCCAAGGUCUCAACCCUGAACAGGAGCGCGUGAGGGCGCGCGUCCGCCUUCCGGACUUGGGCGCAGACUCCCUGGACUAUCCUCUUCCGCCUGCAAUUCUUUACCAGAGCCACGCAGCGGAGACGCUCGAUCCCGCUCUCGUCGGCCUCCAGCGUCCCGUCCUGCCCAAGAGAGACGUCGGUUUCGAGCAGCAAAGCAAAGAACGUCGCGAUCAGGCUCUGAAAAUCCCUCUCACUCCUCGAUCCGUCAUGGCGCUCCCACUCUCUGAGAGGAAGAAAUUCCUCUACAACAUGCUCUGCUGCUUCUGCGUCGAACUGUCGGACGGCGUCUCCUUCCGGCAGUUGACGGCUACUCGCGAAUAUGUACUUGCGCACUGUCGCCUGUCUCCCGAUUUGAAAAUUCUUCAAGUGGACAUCCGGAACGGGCGCGUUCUCGAGUUUCCGGUUGACCAAAUCCAAGCUGUAUAUACACUCUCUCGCAGGCAGACCCCGGUCCUGUCUGGCAGCGCAUGCACCCGAGGUAUGGAGCAGCCGGCGAAGAAUGAGGAGCAGACGAGUGACGGCAGAAACACGGAGAUUUCGUCUGCUGCGAAGCCGAGAAGAAACAGAGACAACGGCUGGAUGGAAGGCGAAGACUCCAGCGAGGAAGACGUACCCUCCCAUCAUGCAGACGACUGGGACAACAGUUCCAGUGGUCGGUCGGAGUGUAGAUCUUACAGCGAUGAGGAUGUUUGCUCGGCGGGCUGGAAAGCGAGUUUCCGGCGAUCGCUCGACAGCGCCUCUCUGACGAGUUCACAGAGCGUGGCCUCUUCAGCGCUUCCCUCGAAAGCAACGUUUCUGCCGCCUCUCGACUUGACACUGUUGACGCGACGCGACAGCCAACAGCGAGGUAGUCUUUGUGCCCCAGUGGUAGUGCCGUCGACCCCGACGUAUGCAAAAGUUCCCGCGAGCCGGAGAGACAGGUGGAUGGGGCAUGAAGAGCGGGAGGAACCUCCUCAGUUCAUCGUUGUCCUCGAUUUCGCCAGUCGGAAACUCGCGUUUGUCUUCGGCGACCGCGCGCAAGCCGGCACCUUUGAACUCGGCUUCGCUCUCCUUGCCAAGGCGAGCCACCAACAUCCGUUGUCGACGCUCGCGUCGAUCGCGGCAGCAGCCGACAACUUUCCGUACACUCCGCGAGCAGCUCGUGCGAUUCUCCACGCACUGGCCGGCACGAAAGACCCCGCAAGUGGCCUUGCGGAUCCCGGCGAGGUCACCAACUUCACGAGACCGGGGCGGACUGCAGACGGCUCAGGUGUACAUACAGGCGACGGCGACUGCGAGCGCGAAGCUAGUUCCGCAGACGACGCCGUGGCUUGGCUAACGGAUUCGCAAGCUGCGGCUGCGGUGGAAGCAGCUGCAGCGGCGUUGACCGCAGUCGAGGAUGUUUCUGUUCGAAACUGGGGAAAAACUCACGCUGUUAAAGAGAAUGAGGGAAGCGCAACGCAUGUAGAAUCGACGGGGGUCGACUCAAAAAACUAUCGAGGGGCACAGACAGCCGGACGCAGCGUCAAUGUCGACGGCGCGGUUGACGUUUCGGGAGGCGAGACAAACGGCGCCGGUGAACGAGAAGAGAAGUUCAUGUCCGGCCAGAAGGCGCCGGGAGAGGGAGGAGAGAGAAACGAUUUUGAGACAAGUAGCAAAGUAAAUGUUGACGGGAGUGCCGCGCAUUCACCAACAGGGAGAAAACCGUUGAGAGUCAUUUGCUCGGAUGGUCGGGAAGAAAUCAUGUCGCUGCGAACACGAGGAAAUAGUGAAGUGGCCGGUGAUGGCAUUGUCCAAGUCAGACACUGCAAGAAAGGGUAGUCACAAUUAGGCUUUGAGGCAAUCUGGGAGUGUUCAAAGGGACGCCAGAGAGUGAAAUCACGCAUACCGCUGGGCUCAGGAAUUUGCGGAGGCUUUUGAAAGAAUCGUUUGCUGUUGAGUCCGAGUGUGACUCAGAGAAAGGCACUUCUUUUUUACAAAGAUUUUGCCACUCCGUAAAAACCAAAGUGGAAAAUGCACGCUUUUGCGGGGACAGAUGUCUUUUUCCGGCCUGUUUCUGCUGUACAUGGGGAGAGUCGUAGAUUACCUCAUUUGGGGGGGGGGCGGUUUCAAGCGAAGGGAUAGGUGCGAAAGUCAAAAUGCUGCUGGUGGGAUGGUACAUGCAUACGCCACUGAAGGCUUUCCAGUUCAGGAAUUCCCUCCGUUCAGUUUCUACGGAGGCAGGAGCUGCGAACAUGCCUUUCUGCAGUUCAGCGAUUGUUAGGAAACAGCGAGAUUGGUAGAAGUCGCUAGCGAAGGAACGGUAACAUUUUCGGAAGGAGGCAAUAAUUUUUUCGAGGAGUCCGCCAGAGAGCUUGUCAAUGACUUCACCGAGUUCGUGGUCCCUUCUUUGUGGGAACGGAGUGACCAUGGAGGAGUGCAGAGGCUUUUUUUCAACGGAAAAUCAAUUUUGUGUACUGAGCGACUGCAGCUUGUCUGCCGUAAUGAUUCAAACGGCAACCUAAGUUUUUUCCGCACAUCGGCGAAG
Molecule: messenger RNA, 4898 nt
Organism: Toxoplasma gondii ME49
Lineage: Eukaryota; Apicomplexa; Conoidasida; Eucoccidiorida; Sarcocystidae
Exons: 6
Coding region: 1466-4192 (908 amino acids)
Source: RefSeq, a predicted model, not a curated record